Molecule: messenger RNA, 1008 nt
Organism: Gossypium raimondii (Peruvian cotton)
Lineage: Eukaryota; Viridiplantae; Streptophyta; Magnoliopsida; Malvales; Malvaceae
Exons: 1
Coding region: 1-1008 (335 amino acids)
Source: RefSeq, a predicted model, not a curated record
AUGUGCCCCCAAAGAGCACCUGUCACUAUUGGACCUCAAUAUCGGGCUGGCGCCUCGGUACCAAUGCACUUUCAAGUAGGCUCGGGUUCUAAUCCCGGGAACAACCCUACCAACCCUGUGGUCCCUAAUCUCGAUGACAUGGCAGAAAUCGAAAAAGUAAGAAUGGACCUGCCAAAACAACUUGAGGACCGGUGUAGAUGGCUAGAGGAGAAAUUUAGAGCUAUGGAGAACACCGACUACCAAUGUGGAGUUGACGCCAAAGAUUUGAGUUUGGUUCCUAAUUUAGUGCUCCCGCCUAAAUUCAAGAUGCCGGAGUUUGAAAAGUACAACGGGACUAGUUGUCCUGAAGCUCAUAUAACUAUGUUCUGUCGAAGAAUGACAGGAUACUACAACAAUGAUCAACUGUUAAUCCAUUGCUUCCAGGACAGUUUGAUCGGGUCUGCAGCCAAGUGGUACAACCAGCUGAGUUGUACUAAGGUUAGUUCAUGGAGAGACUUGGCGCAAGCUUUUAUGAAGCAAUAUAGUUAUGUGACGGACAUAACACCUGAUCGAAUUACGUUACAGGACAUGGAAAAGAAACAAAACGAGAGUUUCAGGCAAUACGCCCAACGAUGGAGGGAGGUGGCAACGCAAGUCCAGCCACCCCUUUUGGAAAAAGAGGUCACCGAGCUUUUUAUCAAUACGCUGAAGGCCCCAUUCAUCGACCACAUGUUGGGGAGUGCUACCAAGAGCUUCUCGGAUAUGGUAAUGUCUGGUGAAAUGAUUGAAAACGCAAUAAGGAGCGAUAAAAUAGACGCAGGGGAAAAUUUCAAAAGACCAGCCCCAAGGAAAAAGGAGGGCGAAGUAAACAACGUAAGCACAUAUAGCAAGAGUCAUUCAAAAUCGAUUACUAUUGGCCCUUCAAAAACGAUAACCACUGGUCACCAGGCCCCCUCAAGGCAAAAGUCCAACACAAGGCCCAACACAGAGAGACUUCAAUUCACGCCCAUUCCAAUAACGUACAAGUAA